[Torrubiella] hemipterigena is the source of this 4017-nucleotide messenger RNA. NCBI's taxonomy places the organism in Eukaryota, Fungi, Ascomycota, Sordariomycetes, Hypocreales, Clavicipitaceae. The record is from the annotation of a GenBank genome assembly.
UGGCGGGGUUCGCAGCUGGUCGUAGUGCGGGUACCUGCCACAGCGUGUCCGAGCCAUUGGCCGACUGGAAUGCAGUGGAAGCACCACGCACCUGCGACCUUUUCCCAAAGUAGAGUCUUGGACAAGUGUGUGGCUUCCGAGGACAAUAUGCUUUGUAGCGAUCUGUAAAAACUUCUGUCCCGAAGAGCGACGGCGAUGGUCAAGAAUCCCCUGGAGUCAUGAUUAGUAGCUGCUGGUUGCUAUGGCGUCCUACACUGGCAAGCGACAGCUUCAGCUUACUGCACUGUUCUUUGGCGCCCCCUCCUGGCAGGUGACCAUCCCCUAUCAACACCACCGUGUAAAAUGAAUUUGCACUCUUGAACCACACAGAAACCUCGAAUAUACCGCCAAAUAAUACCGUAUAUAUCUUGAUACUGCAGAUACCGUCUUGUCUCUGUUGAAACGUAGCACCCCUGAAUGGAUUUUAACGAGAGUCAGCGCCAUGCGGCUCGGCCCGUGGCUGUGCCAAAUUCCUUCUUCCGCAAAAAGGCAGCACCAGCGCCAUUUGGCAACUCUGCGACGCGAGAACGGUACACAGGACCAAGAUCAGAGCGUAGGCACCGCAACGUGUAUCCGUCUGGUGGACGCCGGCGGAGAUAUGUGGUAGAUGAUCUCAAUUAUUCACCCCCAAGCUCUCGGUCUAACUCGCUCUCUCGUUGCCGUCCAUCGGUCGAGGCUGUCAUCCGUGGCCCACGCCGGCUCCUGGAGGUAUCCGACACUGAUGGUGAAAGCGAUAUUGACGAGCUAUCUGACGACAGACAACGUCCGGCUAGAGAGCGAAGACAAGGUAGAGGACCGGGGCUGGAUGAAACAGAAACUGAGAGAGAAGGUCUUUAUCGCUCCAGAAGACCGAGAGGCCGUGUGACAGUAGAGGUACAAAGGGAUGAGCACCACAUCCCAACUACAUUUGCAAGCCUACCAUCAAAAAGGCAGACAGAUGCACCUGAAGACGCUCAUGAAGAGCUGUAUAGAACGGAGCAACCCACGCACACGGCGAUAUCAAGAUCAAGAUCACCCUCUCAACGGCCUCGAAUGGCUACUGCAGGACGUUAUGCAGAAUCUGACCACGAUGAUUUCGAAGCUGCAGUGUUUGAAGCUGCUAACCGAGAUCGGCUACAAGAAAGGGAUAUGGAUGUUUAUGAUGAUUUUGGAUUUACCUGUGCUCGAAUCACAGAGACGGCCAGUGAUUCAUCCUCGGCGUCAAACACAUUCAAACUCGAGGGGGCUCCAACAAUUCCUCUAGAACCAGAAUCGUCUUGGUCGUCAGAUGUUGUCAAUGUGUAUUCCUCUCGUUACAGUGGUGAUGUGGAGGACGGGGGGUCACAUCUUGUUCAGCUUUCGCUCAUGCAAGGGCUGAGGGGCCCUAGCCGUCCCCUUUUUAAGUGGCUGCAUAUACGACAGGGUCAAAUGAAUAUUGACCAAUUUUGGGUUCAAAUAAAUAAAACCGUUCGUUUGACGGAUGCUCAGAAAACGGCUAUUGCCAAAUUGAGAAUCAAGGUCAAAACCGUUUGCCAGAAGUCGCGACAAAACAUUGACGGCCAACAAGUUGGCUAUAUGGAGCCUCACACUAUCGAUGUACCGGUCACGCAAAGCAACCGAUCCACUCAAGAAACGAGUGUCAAAGAAUCGACGAUACGGUGGAUGUGUCUCCCUUACUUCUCUUUGCAACAGUACUCCGGGCUCGGAAGCGUGGCAGAGAAGACAUCUUUUCCCUCUGUUACACUACUACAAGAGCAGUACUCACGUACAACACGCCAGCGAGACCUGGAUCAAGCAGUUUGCCAGCUAGGUGUGGCUGAAAAAGGGCAAUGCUUCCACACCUCUCAGCUAUGGAGCCUGGUGUUAGAUAAUGAUUUGCUUGUUACUUGCGGGGAUAUGGCUCGGGCAGAUUUCAAAAGUGAAACCUUGGAUUUUGCUUAUGAGCUUGCUGCUGGUAAACCCAACGCACUCGAUAAUCCAGGUCGGAUAUUUGUGAAAAAGGACAGUUCCGUGGUCUGGGCUUUCUCAGCCUCUGAGUGUGCAACGUGGUUUGAUUUUAUUUCUCACUUUUUAGAAUUUUGGCCUACAUACAAGCUGUCCUUUGAACAUCACGGCAAGGUAGUCGUUUCCAAAGACUGGCCGAAACUGCUGAGAUAUGUCAAAUCGAAAGGCGGAGUUACGUUGGCAUUGAAAAAAGAGUUAAUUACAGAACCAGCGCUCAAAGCUGCGCUUCGGCCGGAGGUUGACGAAAACCCAGCGCAAGUUCCAGACUCACCGUUCCAUGUGUUGGACCUGGUCAAUAUACCAACAGAAGUAACCACAGGAAAAGAACCAUUUAUUGACGUUCUGGGAACCCAGAUGGAGUCUGUGGCGUUGUUCUUGGAAGAAAAGACGUCUUUUGCUAAACAAACGGCAUAUAAGGCUUGCCCUCGAGCUACACGAGCUGAUGUUCUUUCAUUUCUCCUGGAACAAGCGUCAGUAGUUGAUGAGAAAAAGGAUGAUGAACUGCGUCAGAUUCAGGAGGACCGGGUUAGCCUUUUCAAUGUUGCUGAUUCAUGGUAUCAAUUAUUCCUACCACCCCACUGCCAAUACCCUACCGUCGACAAAUUUUGGGGUGCAAUAAUGGAUGUUAUGAAGUCUCACCAAGAAGCUCGAUCUAGCCGUCUGGAUCUCAGAUUUGCUCUUAUAGAUCUCCGAUCCGCCCUCAGUUCUCUCUGGCCUAGAAUCGAGAGUUUUCAACAUCUCCUUUCUUUCGCCCCAAAGUCUGAGAAAUCUAAAAUCACAGUGCCUCGUGAAUUUAGCCAGGCUUGGCUGCACCUGAUUUCCUUGUUUGUCACCUUCAUCGACCGAGACUUUACCGAAGAUGAUCACCUGGAGAAGAUCGAAGCUCUCAUAAACGACGGAAUGGCCACCAUUAUACGCGGCUUUCCCAAGCAGAAUCUGACGGAUAAUGUCACCGUGCCCCCCAUGGAAAUUCUGUCGUUGAUUAGUAUGCAACUAUUCAAAGAUAGAGUAGGCAAAGCGGACGAUAUUUUGCAAACCUAUUCACAGUAUUUGGGGUCUCUGGACACUGAUAUUGCUGUUCAAGCACCCACAAGAUCCCAUCAACACAUGAUUGAUCUUGUCAAACAAGAACUUAAUUCUGUAAAGUCGACCAUUUGGAAGCAACGGCGCGUAGUUGCAGAGAUGAGGUAUUCUUUUACUGGCGAUGAGAAGAUCAUGGACCAAUUGUACGAAACUGAAAACCGAAACCGGAAAGGCAGAGACUCAAAUAAAGUCGGCCCAUACUAUAAUUCAAGAGGAGGUCGAGACAACCGGAACAACGAUGGCGGUCUUGGCGGUACGAGGCCAUCACUGAUGAACGAGCAUGGGUUGCGAAGUUUGUUUCUUCGCGAGUGUGCAAACGCCUUGGAAUCGCGAGAUUUCGACUUUGCCCGUUUCGGUCAGCAGGUUGAAUAUCUUACAGAGAUGGCGGCCUACAAGAUGGAAUGGACCAAGGACAGACAGGAGAAUGCUGUAUAUGCCUUUACGAUUGUGACCAUCAUCUUCCUCCCCCUGAGCUCCAUUGCCGGAAUAUUUGGCAUGAACACUUCAGAUGUUCGCGAUAUGGACUACCCGCAGUGGCUUUAUUGGGCGGUAGCCUUGCCUGUUACGGCUCUGGUUAUUGUUGGUGGCCUGUGGUGGAUGAAUGAACUGGGUAACGUUUUCCGCUGGAUCACUGGCCAGCAGAGAAGAAGUGUGGCACAGCCGCGCUUAUCCACUACUGUGACGGCCCCUGUUUCUUAUACUUCCCCAUUUGCACCGGAUUCACGGCUACCACCACCGUAUUACACACCACGACCAAGAUCGUCACACUUGUUUGGCCAAGAGGUGCCCGAUGCCGUCAUCGGCACACCAUUCUAUCAGCGUGCUCCCGAGGUAUUGCGGCGACGAAUGAGGCACCAGCCGACCUACGACUAAUGAUUCAGAAGUUGUAAUAGAUGAGAGAAUGAACUAGCA